AUGACAGAGGAGAUGAAAAUUGAAACAAGGCUUGCAGGGACAUUCUUUUUCUCGCACAAGCACACAAAAUGUAGCACAACCAAAUAUUUCUUUGUGACCCUUGCCUACCAGCUCAUGGGCAAUUUUCCUAGCAUCCAGAAGGACAUGAAUAGAGCUAUCCACAACAAUCCACAGGUUCUAGACUCCAGUAAGUCUCUUCAUGAUCAGAUG
This is a messenger RNA of Suillus fuscotomentosus, 210 nucleotides long. RefSeq lists its product as uncharacterized. The annotation marks the transcript as partial. NCBI's taxonomy places the organism in Eukaryota, Fungi, Basidiomycota, Agaricomycetes, Boletales, Suillaceae. The record is from RefSeq and is a predicted model, not a curated record. The transcript has a single exon.